CACAGGCCGGUUGAACAGCCUCUCCGCCGCCAUCUUGCGCUCCGAACUUCGCGCGCAGCUCCCGCGGAGGAGGAGCCUCAACAUGGAGGGGAGGCAGUAGCCGCGGGGGGCGCUGGGACGGCAAUGGCGGCGCCGGCGGCGGGCCGCGGCUGCCCGGUGCCAGGGCGGUGCGCCUACUUCGUGGAGAAGAAGAAGCGCUUCUGCAAGAUGAUCCCGGCUCCCGGGAGGCGCUUCUGCGGGGAGCACGGGCAGCAGGAGGAGGAAAAUGGCAGAAAAAGGAUUCCAUGUCCUCUUGAUCCAAAACACACGGUAUAUGAAGACCAACUACAAAAACAUUUAAAGAAAUGUAAUUCAAGAGAGAAGCCAAAGCCAGUCUAUUUUGUUCAAGAUAUUAAUGCAGGUUUAAAAGAUGUAGCAGAAAUACCAGAAAAACAGGUACCUCUCUCUUCUCUAUCCAAAGAAGAGCUGCAGAACUUGAUAAUUAAGUUGAAAAAAGCAAGUAAUGGCCUGGAAUUUCACGUUAAGGAACAAAUACUGUCCCACCAGGCUUUACAGGAAGCCUUAAAUGACCCAAGGAAUGGGAAAUCUGCUUUCAAACACUUGAAACAACAGGCUUCUAUUUUAGGUAACAUGGAAAAAUUACAUUUACUUGGUCCAGGAAGAUGUUUUAUUGAGUUUGGAGCUGGGCGAGGAAAGCUCUCCCAUUGGGUUGAUGUUGCCUUGCAGAAUGUUGAAAAUGUUCAGUUUUUGCUUGUGGAAAGGGCAACUACACGAUUUAAGGUGGAUGGAAAACAUCAAAGGAGAGAUUCUGUAUUUGAAAGGCUUCAAGUUGAUAUUCAGCAUUUAUGUUUAAAUAAGGUACCUAUUCUGGAGAAGAAAAAACUCCCAGUGGUAGGAAUUGGGAAGCAUUUGUGUGGUGCUGCAACAGAUCUUGCUUUGAGAUGCUUGGUUGAAAGUUACACAACUUGCUGUGAUGCAGAAAACGAAGAGCCUGCACCAAAACGCUCCAGGACUGAUCAGACAGAGGUGGCUUCCAACAAUUCUGCUGAUAAUGAAAGCAGUGAAGCUGACUGUAAGCCUGUAGCUGGAAUUGUUAUUGCGCUGUGUUGCCAUCACAAGUGUGACUGGACACAUUAUGUAGGCAGAGAGUUCUUUAAAUCAGUAGGACUCGGACCAGUAGAAUUUCACUAUUUUCAGAGAAUGAGUAGCUGGGCCACCUGUGGCAUGCGAGAAACCACAAAGCAAGCCUCUGGAAGUCAAGAAAGUGAAGAGCAAACUAACAACGCAGAAGAACACGAGCAAACAUUCGGCAAGCUAGAGAGUGGUCCUGAUGCUUUACAAGGGUAUGGAAAUCGUUUUCUAGCAAAUCGACUUCUGCAGAAAAUGAACAUUGUGUGUAGUGAAACAUGAAACCCUUUGGGGUCCUCAAAAUGCCUCAUUUUACAGAAACUUUUUAAUUGAUAGAAAUAUUCUACUUUAAAAAUAUCAUUUUCAUGGACAUACUUUUCAAAAUCUUUCAAGUCACGCUUUCCUGAACUGAACUGAACUUCUAGUGAUUUAAGUAGCUUCUUCUAAGCUUACCUAUUGAUGUUAAUUAACAACACUGUUCUGACACCCAUUAUUGUUCUUUUCCUCCUUUUUAUGAAACCAGGAUACUUACAGUUGAAGAACGAAAGGAGAUAGGCUGCCUCUGUAAACGGCUUAUUGAUCAUGGACGGAUUGAGUACUUACAACAACGAGGAUACAAGGCUGUGCUACAGUAUUACAUAGAGUCAGCUGUGUCCUUGGAGA
Messenger RNA from Pezoporus occidentalis (night parrot), 1791 nucleotides. It is a transcript of the gene TRMT13, whose product is annotated as tRNA methyltransferase 13 homolog. The record is from RefSeq and is a predicted model, not a curated record. Gene Ontology annotation, biological process: tRNA methylation. The transcript has 10 exons. Lineage: Eukaryota; Metazoa; Chordata; Aves; Psittaciformes; Psittacidae. The coding region runs from base 124 to 1410 and encodes 428 amino acids.